Messenger RNA from Salvelinus sp. IW2-2015, 2566 nucleotides. It is a transcript of the gene fam221a, whose product is annotated as family with sequence similarity 221 member A. NCBI's taxonomy places the organism in Eukaryota, Metazoa, Chordata, Actinopteri, Salmoniformes, Salmonidae. The record is from RefSeq and is a predicted model, not a curated record.
AGUUGGCUAUGCAUAUUCAUGUCAUGAGGCCAGCAUCUCUCUCCAAUGAUUACAGGCGGUUAACGUCAACAACCCUCAUCGAAUAUUUACAAUACAGAAGUUACCACCAAUCCAAAGAAAGGAUAGGCGGGUGCUAGACAGGCCGCCGUGCCGCUUUGUGAACAACGACUCCCUUGGGCGGAGAGACAGUUUAUAAUCUUUGAUGAAAUUGACCAGAUACUAUAGCGGCCGCUCUAACAAUGAACAUAAUGUAAGACAGUUGGGAGGAGGCAAGAUCAGGUGGGACCAUUCUAGCCAAUGAGAGGGCAGAUACGCAGGACCACGACGGUUCCCACUAGUUACCACAGCCACAAAGUAGAAAAAUGACUCGUUAAAUUUCACGAAAACAAAAAUGAGUUUUGUGGUCUUAUAAGGUUAGGGUCAUGCAUAACGUUAGCAUUGUGUUUGAGGUUAGGUUUAAGAUCACAUUUUAAGAAAAUAAAUUGUAACAAUAGGUGGGGAUUAUGAUUUGUGUUUGUGGAAACUAGUGACGACCAGGCACAACUGCUUAUAUAGUGUUUUUUUCUCAGUUACCGGGAUGUCGAGGUAUGCUACCUAUAUCAGUACACUCGUAACAACCUAAUCAUCACGAAACUUAUAUUCGAUCAACUACGCCACACGUAUUAAAUAAGCCAUUACAUGUUUUGUUAACCAAAUUCGACAAUCUCAUUGACAAAUUGAUCUCCAUGCAAACUGGACCUCCAUGCAGUUAUCGCUCACGUUUCGCCUCUUCCUAUCUGGCAUAAAUAAACAUGUGAGCGUGGAGGUCCAGUUUGCGAAUUCAUCCUCGUGGCAAUAUUGAAAAAAAAACAAUAACUUACAAACAUAAUUUUUCUUUGCUGAUUGUAAUAAUUUUGGAAAGGAAUGGAUGGAUGGCAUAUGACCCACUGAAAGAAUAAACCAAGGACAUGGUUCCCGCCCACCAGCCUAAAGCAAGGGAGAGAGAAAGGAAAGGGGGAGAAUGGUGCAGAUCGCUUAGCAACGUGGACGCUUGGUGCUCAACCGGAUACGAGCACAGGACUUCAGUCGAAGAGCUGAAGGAUUUUACAACAUCAUCUAGCUAAAACAGUAUCUCAAAACUUGAGCGAUGGAGAGAAUAUGUCUUGACAAGACUGCAUCUAAGGCAGUGGACGACUUUCUGGAGUACAGGAGGAUCGUGGGUGAAGACGAUGGCGGCAGACUAUUCUCCCCAGAGGAAUAUGAAGAGUACAAGAGAACAGUGUUUCCCCAGAGACUACACAACAGGCUGUAUGUGAGCUUUGGAGUGCCAGGGGGAAUAGACUGUAAACUCAUCGGCCCAGAGACACCUUGCUUCUGCACACACAGGUACAAACAGCAUCAGACAGACUUUGAGGAGGUUCCUUCGGAGCGCCCGAUAGCACUACCAUGCCGGGUUCAAGGGUGUCGGUGUUUGGCCUUUCAGUACGUGCACCUGAAUGGGUCGCAGCCUGUACGCUGCAGGUGCAAACACUCUGCCUACGACCACAGUGAGACCUCAGAACACCUCUGUGGGAAAUGCUCAUCCUGCUCUGGGUUCCGGAGCCCCUACAGCUGUGGGUGUGGCCAGCCUAGCUCCGCCCACCAGACGCGGGUGGAGACGAAGGCAGAACGGGAGGCCCGCGGUCGUCCGGUGGGCAGAGACGUUCCAUACGCAGCCAUGGGGGGUCUGACAGGGUUCAGCUCCCUGGCUGACGGGUACCUGAGACUGGACGAUAGCGGGGCAGGUGCCCCUCACCUGUCUGUUCUGUCGUCUCAACAACCAAGAGCUUUCCAGGAGCAUGUGUUUGAGAAAGCCUCAGGACCAGCAGCAGCCUCAGGACCAGCAGCAGCCUCAGGACCUACAGAGGAGAGUUCAGUGACGUCCGUGACCAGGGCUCUGUCUGACAUCAGCACCAGAGAGGAAGAAGACAUGGCGUACUUGGAGAGACGCUACCAGGAGAGGAUGAAGGCUGAGAAAAUGGCAGUCAAACAGAAGGCAUCAUCAUCAAGAGGAAGACCAUCCACCAAACCAGCCAGCCUACCAUCCACCAAACCAACCACCUCCCUAUGCAGUGUUAGUGGAGGGUUGCUGGAUGUUGGUGGGUUGAGGUGCGGUGUGGUGGGAGGAUGGCACGGUUGCACCUGUGUCCUCCUGGUGUGGGACCGAAGAGGAAGCCAGUGGAAGAGAUCCUGUCUGAAAGCUGACACUUUGAUUUCAUUUGUGUGAUGUCAGGAAUAUCAGGCCACACACACACAGACACACAGACAGACAGACAGACAGAGUUGGUCGCAAAGUAGAAAUACAAGGAAAUCACCAGGUAAUUGUAUGUGUAGCAGAUGGGGAUGUGUGAAACUUGCUCCUCAGCCUGAAGUGUCCCUACUUGUGCCAGUGAAUAGCUAGCUUUUCGUGUGCCGCCGACUGUUAGGACGCUUCAGGAGAGCGGUCACUUGGCAGAGGUCCCGAGUUUGCUCCAGGUAUGGGCCGAAUCGGGAGGAAGUGGUACUCGCAAAGCAAGCAGUAAUGACGUCCUUUACAUAUGCUUUUUUC